Ruditapes philippinarum (Manila clam) is the source of this 6859-nucleotide messenger RNA. Its product is annotated as unconventional myosin-Ie-like. The transcript has 30 exons. The coding region runs from base 188 to 3505 and encodes 1105 amino acids. Lineage: Eukaryota; Metazoa; Mollusca; Bivalvia; Venerida; Veneridae. Gene Ontology annotation, cellular component: plasma membrane; microvillus; actin cytoskeleton. Gene Ontology annotation, molecular function: microfilament motor activity; ATP binding; actin filament binding. Gene Ontology annotation, biological process: vesicle transport along actin filament; actin filament organization. The record is from RefSeq and is a predicted model, not a curated record.
AUCAAUUUCCUGUUUCUGUCAAACACUGAAUCGGAAGUAAAUGCUGACAAUUUUUACCUGUUGAUUACUUUGAAUUUCGCAAGUAUAAUUUGACAGAUAAUGAUGACACCGAUUCCACACUAAAAUUUAUGGAUGACAUUCAUUUCGGAGGUUUUUAAUUAACAUAUAGACCGUUCAAUUGCUAAAAAUGCCAUACCAUUGGCAGAGCCACAAUGUCAAGACAAGUGGGGUGGAUGACAUGGUCCUGCUUCAGAAGAUCUCUGAGUCGGGUAUUGUGGAUAACUUGAAGAAGAGGUUCAUGGAUGAUACUAUAUAUACAUAUAUAGGACCUGUUUUGGUAUCUCUGAAUCCAUUCAAGGCUUUGAAUAUCUACACAGAGAAAGAAAUUGACCAGUAUCAGGGAGCUGCCCAGUAUGAGAAUCCACCACAUGUGUAUGCUUUAACUGACAACAUGUAUAGAAACAUGAUGAUUGACAUGGAAAACCAAUGUGUUAUUAUCAGUGGAGAGUCAGGAGCUGGGAAAACAGUGGCUGCCAAGUUCAUCAUGAGUUACAUAUCAAAGGUUUCCGGUGGAGGAGCAACUGUACAGAGAGUAAAAGAUAUUAUACUAGAGUCUAACCCUCUUUUGGAAGCAUUUGGUAAUGCUAAAACUGUGAGAAACAACAAUUCAAGUAGAUUUGGAAAAUAUGUAGAGAUUCAGUUUAGUCGCGGUGGUGAACCAGAUGGCGGGAAAAUAUCAAACUUUCUUCUUGAGAAGUCAAGAGUAGUCAGCCAGAAUCUAGAUGAAAGAAAUUUCCACAUAUUUUAUCAGCUGUGUGCUGGUACAGAUAAAACACAGAAAGAACAAAUGGGUAUCGCCAACCCCGAUUAUUACUGUUAUUUGAACCAGAGUGGUGCAUUUAGUGUUGAUGGAAUAGAUGAUGUCAAAGAAUUUAGAGAUACUAUGCAUGCUAUGCAGGUGGUGGGUAUAGAUGACCAAACACGAGAAGAUAUCAUGUCAUUGGUGGCAGGUAUUUUACACUUGGGAAAUUUACAGUUUGUUGAAAAUGGAAACUAUGCUGCAAUAGCUGAUGCUGGCUUCCUUGACUUUCCUGCAUACUUGUUUGGGAUACAACAAGAUAUGUUACAAGUCAAGUUGACAAGUCGUAAAAUGGACAGUAAAUGGGGAGGUAAAUCUGAGAGUAUAGAGGUGACAUUGAAUGUAGAACAGGCAGAGUUUACACGAGAUGCACUAGCCAAGGCAUUGUAUUCAAAAAUGUUUGACUAUCUUGUUGAGUCUGUAAAUAGAGCUAUGAGAAAGGAUCAAGAAGAGAUCAACAUUGGUAUUCUAGAUAUUUAUGGAUUUGAGAUCUUCCAGAAGAAUGGCUUUGAACAAUUCUGUAUAAACUAUGUCAAUGAAAAACUACAACAAAUCUUCAUAGAAUUAACUCUCAAAGCAGAGCAGGAAGAGUAUGUACAAGAAGGUAUAAAAUGGACACCAAUAGAUUACUUUAACAACAAGAUUGUGUGUGAUUUGAUAGAGAUGAAGAGUCCACCAGGAAUAAUGUGUGUACUAGAUGAUGUUUGUGCUACAUUACAUGCUGUCUCAGAGGGUGCUGAUAUGACCUUGUUACAGAAACUCAAUGCUGCUGUUGGAAGUCAUGAACAUUACAAUGGAACCAGUAUUGGAUUUAUUACACAUCAUUAUGCUGGAAAGGUGGAGUAUAAUGCUGAAGGGUUUUGUGAAAGAAACAGAGAUGUUCUGUUUCCUGACCUUGUACAGCUAAUGCAGUCUAGUGAAAAUGAGUUUGUUGUAUCAUUGUUCCCAGAGAAGUUAGAUAAAAAUCAAAGAAGUCGACCAACCACUGUUUCAACAAAGAUAAAAACUCAAGCGAACAAAUUAGUUGACACACUAAUGAAAUGUACACCACACUAUAUCAGAUGUAUCAAACCAAAUGAGACAAAGAGGGCAAGGGAUUUUGAAGAUAGCAGAGUGAAGCAUCAGGUGGAGUAUUUAGGAUUAAAAGAAAACAUUCGAGUCAGAAGAGCUGGAUUUGCCUUUAGAAGAGAAUUUCCAAAGUUUCUCAGAAGAUAUGCUAUACUGACACCAGAAACUUGGCCUGAAUGGAGGGGACAGAUCACUCAAGGAGUACAUCAUUUAAUGGACUUUGUCAACAUGGAUAGAGACCAAUAUCAAUUAGGAAAAUCUAAAGUCUUUAUAAAAAACCCUGAAUCUCUAUUUUUACUGGAGGAGAUGAGGGAGAGAAAGUUUGAUAGUUAUGCUCGUGUUAUACAGAAAACCUGGAGGAAAUAUCAUGCUAGACAACAGUAUUUCAAACAGAAGGAAGAAGCAUCUGAUAUUUUACUGAACAGAAAGGAGAGGAAACGAUUCAGUAUAAAUCGUAACUUUGUUGGUGAUUAUAUUGGUAUAGAGGAAACUCCUGCUCUACGUGCCUUAGUGGGAAAACGAGAAAGAAUAGAAUUUGCAGAUACAGUGAACAAAUAUGAUAGGAGAUUUAAGUCAACAAAGAGAGAUCUCCUGCUGACUCCACAAAACAUUUACCUCAUUGGACGAGAAAAGAUAAAAAAAGGAGCACAGAAGGGUCAGAUGGUAGAAGUUGUUAAAAGAAAACUGCCACUAGAGGAAGUACAAUCUGUAGCUUUCAGUACUAUGCAAGAUGAUAUAUUUUUACUACAUAUACAGAAUGAUUAUGCUAGUGUUCUAGAAUCUGUAUUUAAAACAGAAUUUCUGUCUCUACUAACGAAGAGGUACAAGGAUAAAACUGGGAAGGAAUUACGACUUAUAUUUUCUGACAGUUUAGAUUUUGCAGUAAAAAAGGAAGGCUGGGGCGGAGGAGGUUCUAGGAUGAUCAAGUUUGUAAGAGGUCAGGGUGAUCAAGCUGUCCUGAAAAUAUCAGGAAAAACUCUUACAGUCUCCAUUGGUAAUGGCCUGCCUAAAGAUUCUCGACCGAAGAGAAAUGUUCAUUCAGUGAGUAAUGGUGCUCCAGGUAACCGUAGACCGUCUAGAGUGGCUCCAUCCCGUCCUGCUCCAUCCUUCCCAGCACCUGCUAUACCAACUAACCAAAAUCCAGGAGGGAGAAAAAUGUCACGACAAAAAAGUCAUGAUAAAACACCGUCACUACCACGUGAGGGUGGUCACAACAUGGGCAGGAAGAUUCAAGAUGCAGUGAAGACGAGGAACAAUGAUUUUAUGAAAGUUCCAGAUUCUGGUCAGUCAGGGCAUGCUAGAAAUGAGGUUCAAAAGAAUGUACAGAGAAAUCGUAUGAGCAGCUCUAAGCCACAUCCUGGAGCUGGACGUCCGAAGCCUAGACCAACACCAAAACCUAAACCGACACUCCCCCAGUGUAAAUGUCUGUAUGCUUAUGAUGCCCAGGACACAGAUGAACUUAGUUUUAACGAAGGAGAUGUCAUAGAUAUUAUAAAAGAAGAUCCAGCUGGCUGGUGGAAUGGUAGAUUGAGGGGAAAGGAAGGACUAUUUCCUGCCAACUAUGUAGAAAAAAUCUAAAGCAAAUGUCAUUUGUGGAAAAUGAGAUAUAGACAGAUCAUACCAGGAUUUCUGAUGACAUGAAAUAUUUCAUUUAGGCAACUGACCAUGAUGCUUUUUCAACAUGACAAUAAGUGAUUUAUCAACAUUAUGCAAGUUAUAUUUAAAAGAAACAAAAUGAAUGAAAAAGUUACAUAUUACAUAUGUUUGUUUGUUUUUAGAGUGUUUCAAACAGAAAAAAAUUGUUAUACAUUUUCUUUUCUUUUUAAUUUAACUAAAGCUUCUAUGGUUGCCUAAUGUCCACUGUUGUUAUAUUUUUAGAAAAGUUAUCCAUAUCAGUUCUGUGUGAGGAGGUCGUUACAGCUAGAAUUUGAAAAUUUUAGAAUUGGAAACUUCAAGGUCAAUGCCUUAUAUCAUGUGUGGCAUUGUCAUGUGAUCUCCAAUAAAAUCUUUACAAAAUAUGCUCCUGACAUGAAAAUUAGCCCUACCCAAGGAGUAACUUCAUUCAUAAAAAACAAAACAAAUACAUUGUAUCACCCUUUAUGUUAUAAACUUUUGAAGAUUACUUUAUAAUUUUAGUUUGCUGAGAGCAUAACAUAAAGCAUCUAAGUAAAAAAAAUCACUCCAGUAGUCACUCGAUAAAAAUGCUGAUAUUAAAAUAGAAUUAUAUCAUUUACACAGAUGAUUGAUAAAGGCAAUCUUGAGUCCCUUCUCAUUAGUGAUACUGGUAAUAUACAUUGUAUUUUGCCAAAUAUGUUCUUAAGUUACAUGAAACUUCCCUUAUUACUACUGUAAAAUCAGAUAUUUUCGUUAGGCCAAAAUUUCAGAUUUCAGGCUUGCAAAAAAUUCUGAUUUUACAGUAAGUUCAAAGUUGUGUAUACAUUUAGAAUUAUAGGCCUUUUCUUAGUUAAGAACUGUUGGUUAUUGUUAUUUUGUUAUAUAUGAGAUACAUACUUUAUCUUAAAGGAACUCCACUGGGGUCCAAAAGCCUAAAAACAUCAAAUAUGAAUUUCUUACAUAGAUCUGCUGGGGCACUUAAAAAUAAAUGAAAAAGAUAAUUAAGAAAAUGCUUAAAAGAAACUUGAUUGAAAAAAUGUAUUUUUGUUCUAUUUGUUGCCUGAAUCAAGUAUGCUAAGUAUCGCAAUGCUUUUCAAAUUUUUUUUUUUCAUAAUUAGAAUAAUCAUUAUGGAAAAAACAGAGUGAGCAAAUGAUUAGAAAUUUUGCUUAGAAGUUGUUGGUCUAGAGCCAAUGAAACAUUACUGUUGAAAAAAUAUUUACAGUCCUGCUAUGUCAAUAAACCUCAGUAGAGUCCUUUUAAAUUCAUAUUAAAAUUCUAGUAGGUUGGUAAGAUAGAAACAUUUCAUGUGAUAAAACUUGCCUUAAACUCAUUAACAUCAUAAAUUAAGUAAUGUGCCUUCACUUGGACUUAUGCUAGUUUAAAAUAGGAUGAAAUAUCCGUGGGUUAGAUAUAUUUAUAAUGUUGUUGUUUUUUAAAUCAAGAUUUGUAAAAUAUCAUACUCAUUUUGAACCCAAUUUUUUGUAUAAGACAAUGAUCAUCGUCCCUGCAUUGAUAAAUAAUGGGUAUGUACCUAUAUGUUUACAUGUAAAUAACCGUAAAAUAUUGUACGAGUUGUCAUUCGAGUAUAUUUAUUAAUAAGCUAUUGAUAACUUUGAUCUUUAAAUUAUUUAAAAUUCAGGAUAUAUCACCCAAUUUUGCCAUCUAUCAUAAAAUUUAGGACAGGGCCAUUUUUAUCUUAUUUUUUAAUUUACAAAAACUAAAUGUUUGUAAAGAAGUUUAUGUAAUAUUUACAGUAAGCUAUAUUGUUACCUGUAUUUUAGUCUAUUUUUAUACACAGCUUAUAUGUACAUUGUUAUAAUCUUAUAUAUAUUAGUUAAGUUUGAAUUGUUAUAUCUGUGUACAGCUUGAAGUUGUUAAAGGCAGUAGAUCUUUAUAGUGGUGUUUUGUAUGUUUACUUCUUGUUUAUGUGAAUACAAUAUAACAUAAUGACUGGUCAUGGAGAUUUCCACAAAAUGUUGAAAUUUUAUAGAGGGUAAAUGCACAUUUUGUCUUGAAUUAACAUCUACAGAAGCAUGUGGAUGCAUUUAAAGUCCGAGCCUGCAAGGUAAGGGAAUUAAUAACUGGAAGGGCUUCUGCAGAUGUCAUUGCAUGAAAACUUCAUUAGCACCUUUAAAUUAGAUCUUGCAUAAAAGUAUGCAUCAACAAGUGAUGAUCGAAAAUAAUGUAGACUUUUACUGUUGCUUAGAAACAGGUGGUUUAAAUUUAUUACAAUAACAUAUGAAUAUUAUGAUAAGACAGAAAAAUAAUAUUUUUGGUAAAAAUUCCAAGUAUCAUAGGCAAUUCUAUAACCAUAUUAAUCCGUAUGUAGCACACACCAAUUUUGGGACACAUGACGAUGAUGUUUGGUAACAAGAGUCUCAAAACAAAUAAAAUACACAUGAGAAAAGCGCCAAACGUAACAUCACAGUUUGAUAUGUGGAUGCUAUUAUUUCAAAGUUUGACGUGAUCUGAAUGUUGCAAUUAUAAAAAAAACAAACAUUUAUAUUGUGGUGUUACCAGUGUUUCUAGUUUGGAAAUGGUGUUGUAAGACUGGUGAAAAUUUGUGAAAUCAUAAAGUUCUGCCAUUAUCUCGUAAAAAUAUUAAAAUAAACGCUAAAGAUGAUUAAAGUAUUAUUUUUCUAUUACUAGUACUUGUAAUUAAAUGUUCCGAUUUAUUUCAAUACAUAGUUUACUUUACUUAAACUGCCUGUUUCUAAGCAAUGGUAAACUCUGCAUUAUUUUGGAUCAUCCCUCGUACCUGUGUUUUUAUGCUGUCGUUUCUAGCACUGAAAGUUAAAGGAAACAUUAUGUAGUUUCUUUAAAAUAAUGUAAAAUUAUGAACAAGCUAUAAUGUACUUCAAUUAUACCAUGACAAAAAAAUUGUUGAAAUCACAUUGGUAAGUCUUAUCAUUCAGUAUUAAUCCAGAUGUUAAAACUGGUUGUUAGCUUGUGUUGAAACUCUGCUGGAAUGUAUUAAUAAGUAAAUGAGGAUCAUCAAAGCCAAUGUAAUUUCUGAAAUAAAAUAAUGACUUUAUAAUUACAGCUAGUGGAGUAAAAAUCUCUGACAAUAUACCGUAAAAUCAUGCUAUUUGUAUUUCAUUACAAGAUAAUCACAUCAUAUAUGAUUACUUUCAGAACACUGGUUCUACUGGUUCAUUAAAUUAUUCCCCUGUAAUGAAUUUGAUCACUCUCUUAUAGCUAUUUUAGAAUCUCAUUUUCUUUUUGUAAGUAAUAUUUUGAUCAUAGAAAGUGAUUUUUUCAAGCUUUUGCUGUUAACUUUUAUAGAGAAUUGUUUUUAACAUUACAACACUGUUAAA